AUGAACGCCCCCUUGCACAAGAAGCCAAUCAACCUCCUCCGAGGCUGGCCCUCGCCCUCCCUCCUCCCAGCAGCAGCCCUCUCCGCCGCCGCCGUAAAGACGCUCGCCGACCCCGCCGUCUACGUCCCGGGGCUCCAGUACGGCCCGGACCCGGGCUACCAGCCUCUGCGCGAGUCCGUCGCCCGUUGGCUGUCGGCCUUUUACCCCGCCGUCGACCCCGCACCUCCCACCACCGCGGAUGAUGCCGCCGCCACAACCACCACCACCACCACCGCCGGCCACCACCCGCCCGACGUCCGGCGCAUCUGCAUCACGGGCGGCGCGAGCCAGAACCUCGCGUGCAUCCUCCAGUCCUUUACUGACCCUCUCUACACGAAGAAUGUCUGGAUGGUGGCGCCGUGCUACUUUCUCGCCUGCCCCAUCUUUGCUGACGCCGGCUUUGACGGGCGCCUGAAGGCGGUCCCUGAGGACGAUGAUGGCAUUGAUAUCGAGUACUUGAAAAGGGGGCUCGAGGCCGCGGGCGAAGGUGGCGAUGAGCACUUCAAAGAAGCCAAAAAGAGAAAACUCUACCGCCACGUAAUCUACCUAGUCCCAACCUGCUCCAACCCAACAGGCAAAACAAUGUCCCUAGCCCGCCGGUACGAACUCGUCCGCCUCGCCCGGCAACACGACGCCCUCCUCAUCGCCGACGACGUCUACGACUUCCUCCAGUGGCCCCUCGACACCGCCCCAGGACCGGGCUACACCCCGGCAAUGCGCCUCCCUCGCCUCGUAGACAUUGACCGCGCCCUCGGCGUCCCCGACGCCUCCUUUGGCAACGCCGUCUCCAACGGCUCCUUUAGCAAGAUCGUCGCCCCCGGGAUGCGGACAGGCUGGGCGGAAGGAAGCCCCGCAUUUGCGUACGGCCUGUCGCAGACGGGAUCCACGUGCAGCGGCGGCGCGCCGAGUCAGCUGGCGGCCGUGAUGGUCUCGGAGCUACUCGAGAGCGGGGCGCUGCAGAGGCAGCUAGACGAGGAGACGAGGCCCGCCCUCGCGAGGCGGCACGGAGCUAUGAUGGCGGCCAUUGCCGAGUACGUGCAGAAGCCGCUGGGCGACGGGGUCGUUGUUCGCGGGUCGGCGCUCAAGGGGGCGGGGGUGUUUGGUGGGUAUUUUGUGUGGUUUAGUGUGCCCGAGGGUAUGUCGAGUCGGGAGGUUGCUGUGAGAGCCAAGGAGACGGAGAAUUUGGUCAUUGGGCACGGUACGCAGUUUGAGGUGCAUGGGGACGAGGACGCUGCGAGGUUUGAUAGGGAGAUUCGGCUUUGUUUCUCGUGGGAGCCGGAGGAGGAUGUCGUGGAGGGGGUCAAGAGGCUGGGAGCGGUGUUGAAGGCCAUGAGGGAUGGUAUCCAGUGGAAAUCCUCCAGCUCUCUGGACGUGGACAAUGUUAAAUAA
Colletotrichum orchidophilum is the source of this 1428-nucleotide messenger RNA. Its product is annotated as aminotransferase. Bases 1 to 1428 code for a protein of 475 amino acids. Gene Ontology annotation, molecular function: pyridoxal phosphate binding; L-2-aminoadipate:2-oxoglutarate transaminase activity. Gene Ontology annotation, biological process: biosynthetic process. The transcript is spliced from 2 exons. NCBI's taxonomy places the organism in Eukaryota, Fungi, Ascomycota, Sordariomycetes, Glomerellales, Glomerellaceae. The record is from RefSeq and is a predicted model, not a curated record.